Aptenodytes forsteri (emperor penguin) is the source of this 2596-nucleotide messenger RNA. It is a transcript of the gene PAIP2B, whose product is annotated as poly(A) binding protein interacting protein 2B. The transcript has 4 exons. Gene Ontology annotation, cellular component: cytoplasm. Bases 137 to 517 code for a protein of 126 amino acids. Gene Ontology annotation, biological process: negative regulation of translational initiation. The record is from RefSeq and is a predicted model, not a curated record. Gene Ontology annotation, molecular function: mRNA regulatory element binding translation repressor activity. NCBI's taxonomy places the organism in Eukaryota, Metazoa, Chordata, Aves, Sphenisciformes, Spheniscidae.
CCAGCACAGGCACCUCGCUUCGUCUCUUGACAGCAGCUGCCUGAUCUGCAGCAGGGCAGCGGGAGGGCUUUCGGUUCGACCCAGCACCGAUCCUGCCCGUCUGCGCGGAGGACCCGGCUCCGGACGCCAAUCAGUAAUGAUGAAUGGCUCCGACCUCGCCAGUACGACGGCGUCCAGUCCCAAAUCCAAAGAGGACCAAGUAGUGAACGGCCACGAUGAAAAGGAAAACAACCCCUUUGCAGAGUACAUGUGGAUGGAGAACGAAGAAGACUUCAACAGACAGGUGGAGGAGGAGCUGCAGGAGCAGGAGUUCCUCGACCGCUGCUUCCAGGAGAUGCUGGAGGAGGAAGACCAGGACUGGUUCAUUCCAUCGCGCGACCUGCCCCAGGGCAUGGGGCAGCUGCAGCAGCAGCUGAACGGGCUCUCCGUCGGCGACGGCCACAGUUCGGAGGACAUUCUGAGCAAAAGCAACUUGAAUCCAGACGCCAAGGAGUUUGUGCCCGGCGUGAAGUACUGACCGUCAAGGCAGGCUUUGGAAAGACUGUGUCCCUGCUCCGGGGGAAGGUGGCGGGGGGGAAGCAGGGAAGGGGAUCGGCCCCCGGCUGGACUCUGCGCCGUAGCGGAGUUGCUGCAAUGUGGCGAAAUCUUGCUCUACGCUUCAAGUACCUUUUUUUUCCUUUUUUCUCUUUUUUUUCCCUUUUUUUUAAACUCUCCCUUUGUAUCGUCUAUCACUUUUUUUUUUUGCCAGUUUUUGCUUUCUAGGACUUGCAGCCCUUAGGUCUGCCCUGGAGUCCAGCACUCCCCCUGCUUCAGAGGCCCAUUUCAACGCGCGCUUCAAACCUGCUAGUGGAAAAGCCAUGUUUUCUUGUUUAAGUAGAAUUUGUAGGGAUCCCCCUGCCCGCCUGCUCCCUCCCCAGAGGCGGCGAGCCUGGGCCAGGAGCCGCGCUGGCUUUCCCUGUUUCCGUUAAACAGGAUUUCUUUCGCUAAAGGAAAAGUGAAGUGUAACAAGACUGUAAACCCUAAAUUCCUCCAAGCAGCAGCCUGCCCCAGCUCGCCGGUAGGUGCUGAACACCAACUCAUACGCUUCUCUGCUGGUAGAUGAGAGUCCUGCCUGCUUAAUCGGUUGCGGGAGCUCUUAGGAGAGACCAGACCCCUCAGACACCACCCCGGCUGUCCUUCCCAAGGGAAGGGCUGCGGGCCUCCCCCUAAAAAUUCGUCUUUUUAAAAAAUUCCCCCCCCCCCGGCUCUUGAGCUUAUCCAGCACUAUGGGCUGUGGCUCUGAAGCAUCCGUACCUUCCUUUCUCAUUGAAAUAAAUCCGAGAAAAAACGAUUAGAGCCCGUUCUCAGCAGAGUGGAGCGGUGGGGAGUUGGUGUCAAGCAGCCUCCCUGGGAGAAGGACCCUCUGCCAAGAUGAGUCUGAGCCCCGAGGAGCACCCGCAGACGUAGACAGAGAAGGUGGUGGGCAGCGUCUUCGUGCUGGUCCCUGCGGUGCCCUUUGCUGAGGCUCUGGUGGCGGGUGGCCUUCAAGGCAAAGCCGCCAGAGCGGCUGUUGGUGAGCAGCAUCCGUGCCUGUCGGGUGAACUUGCUCUUGGGGACCUCCUUCCCCAUCGGCAGGAGCUGGCUGGGCUUCAGCUCCCCGAACCACGGCCCUGGGCGCUCCUGGUAUUUUCAAUCAUGUCCUUAGCGUGGGCUCCUUUGGAGAGCCGGGGUCAGAAAUCUGUAUCCAGAGGAAGCAGGAGCUCCUCGGUGAGGGGAGUAGCCUAACGAUUAAAGUAGUUACUGGCUCUAGUAACGUUUGGGGUGAGUUCUUGCUCAUCCGUGUAAAUCUCGCCUCCCGGGUGCAGUUACUUCCAGUAUUCCCUUUACUUAAACGGAGUAGUUAAUGGAGGGGGAUUAGAGAUCCCUGCGGGGUUUGCAGAGAUGGAAGCUAAUGGCCACUCGAUAGCCGAGGGCUUGCUCCGUCUCCAUUAGCUCGGCACAGCAAAGCCGGCGGCCGCAGCUCCCGCCGGCGGCGAGCUCAGCGGGAGGGCCCGGGGUUAUCGGACCGCAAACACACUAAUGGCGAGCGGAGGUUUGAGCUGAUUUAACUCGGCUGCUCUCUGUUACAGUCCGCUCCGUAACUCAACAGAUCUCCCGUCUCUGGCUGCCGGUCUUAAAACCAGCACUAAACCCUGACACUACCGCAGCUGGAGCCGGCAGCCUGUUGAAGGUGCCCACCUAAAUAGGUGCCCGUCAUCUUAAAUAUUGCUGCCCAGAGGUAUGGGUUGGUUUGGGUUGAGUUCUCCUGUUUCCCGGUACAACCCGUGCCUUCAGCGCCUGCGCGGUCGCCUCCAGCUGCCGGAGGCUCCCUCCGCUCCGGGGCCGGAGCUCAGGCCGUGCCCCGGGGCUUUGCGGGACGUGAUCCGGGGCGCGGGGAAGGGCAGCUGUACGCUGGGCAAACUUCUUUUGUAGCGGUAGCGCAGUUUCCCCCACACACACACCCCCAGCCCCUUUCUCUGGUUUCUGUUUGAUUUCUUACAAAAAAAACCCACCCCCAACCCUCUGACGUGCUGUAAAUUUCAGACAAUGCGUUAUUAAAAAUAAACUUUUUGGAACU